Molecule: messenger RNA, 399 nt
Organism: Candida tropicalis MYA-3404
Lineage: Eukaryota; Fungi; Ascomycota; Pichiomycetes; Serinales; Debaryomycetaceae
Product: mitochondrial pyruvate carrier
Exons: 1
Coding region: 1-399 (132 amino acids)
Biological process (GO): pyruvate import into mitochondria
Cellular component (GO): mitochondrial inner membrane
Molecular function (GO): pyruvate transmembrane transporter activity
Source: RefSeq, a predicted model, not a curated record
AUGGCAUCAACAGCUCAACACGCAUCUAAAUUCCAACGUUUUUUAAAUUCAGAAACAGGUCCAAGGACUGUUCAUUUUUGGGCUCCAGUUUUUAAGUGGGCAUUGGUUAUUGCCGGUAUCAAUGAUUUGCAACGUCCGGUAGAAAAAUUAAGUGGAACCCAACAAAUUGCAUUAUUUGCUACAGGUGCCAUAUGGACUAGAUGGGCAGGAUUUGUUAUCAAACCAAGAAAUAUGCUUUUAGCCUCGGUGAAUUUCUUUUUGGGUGGUGUUGCCGGUUAUCAAUUGAUCAGAAUUGUCAACUAUAGAAGAGAAGCAGGCGACUCUCCAAUGCAAGUAUUUGACUAUAUCAUCAAUGGUAAACCAGAGGCCACAAGUAAGGAAGAGCCAACUAAAAACUAA